This is a messenger RNA of Dreissena polymorpha, 4296 nucleotides long. Its product is annotated as sex peptide receptor-like. The record is from RefSeq and is a predicted model, not a curated record. Gene Ontology annotation, cellular component: membrane. The transcript has 2 exons. Gene Ontology annotation, molecular function: G protein-coupled peptide receptor activity. Bases 420 to 1607 code for a protein of 395 amino acids. Gene Ontology annotation, biological process: G protein-coupled receptor signaling pathway. Lineage: Eukaryota; Metazoa; Mollusca; Bivalvia; Myida; Dreissenidae.
AUAAACAAGUGCUUAACUGAAAACUGGAAUUAGUGGCUUUGACGGGACUUUACAGCUAAAACCGCGUACUUACACAAAAUAAUCGCACAUUCGAAAUUCAAGAAUCGAGUAAACCUGUGAUCCUUACUCGAAGUUUUUAUGAUAGCGUCAAUAACAAUCAAUUGUGUUUAUUUGGUGAAUUUUUAUCAAUACUUUGCUUAGAUAGAAAACUUGCAUCAUAUCUCUUGCACUGCUUCGAAGUUUCAAUUCAAAUAUUAUAUUAAUAAAUACAACUUUGUUUACAUUCGUAUUUGACACUGAGUUAUGGCAUUUAUUCGCUGGACACUGCGUUGGAAGUCAGUUUCAAAAGGUUAUCGUAAAUAAAUAAGGCUACCGAUUGCAUCUAUUUGGCGGCAGACAAUAUUCAAUAGGUAAUCAACAUGGACACCGACCAGAAGUUUGAAUACAACAGUUCAAUCACUGCCAACGCGACCACAUUCAUAGACGCCUCGGAUAGAAACGACUCUUUUAUGCCUGGACUUCAUUUUGAAGCUCUAUUCCCAUUGAAAUACAGUGGACCGAUCAAUGGGUAUAUUGCCCCUGUUCUUAUUUUAUUGACGGUGGUCACAAACACAUUAGUAAUCGCCGUGCUUUUAAAACGUCACAUGCGUUCGCCCACCAAUGUCCUUUUGGCAGGUAUGGCUUUUAGCGACAUGAUGACGGGAGUUAUACCGUUGCCUGUUUUUAUUUACUUUUUUUCGAUGGGACAUUACGAAGAAUACUUACCAGUUGAAUGGUGCCUUCCGUACAAGAUUUUAUAUGAAAACAUACCGACCAUUUUCCAUACCGCGUCUAUAUGGCUGACAGUAGGUCUGGCUGUUCAACGGUAUAUAUACAUUUGCCAUUCGUUGCAAGCAAGGACAUGGUGUACAAUACCAAAUGUGAUUCGUGCAACGGUCAUUGUAUAUAUUGUCGCCAUUUUGUCGCAGAUUGCUCGCUUUUUGGACUUCGAAGUAGUCCCUCGGGAAGUCCCCUCUAGAAUUGAUGUCAAUAAGACGAUAGAUGGGUGUGAUAUAAAAAGCAGACCGUGGGCAGCGAACAAUCAAGUAAUGUACCAAAACAUAUAUUUUUGGUUCCGCAUAAUCUUCAUUCAUCUUGUCCCUUGUACGUCGUUAGUAGUGCUUAAUGGCUUGCUGAUUUCUGCUAUGCGGAAAGCGUCCAUCCGACGAAUGCAGCUACUUAAACAAAAUAAGAAGAGUGAAUCUAAGAAGUUAAAGGAAAGCAACUGUACAACAUUGAUGCUGGUGGCUGUUGUAGGCCUAUUCCUACUUGUUGAAUUUCCGCUCGGUAUUAUUAUGACACUAUACGUGACCGAUAACACGUUUAAUCUAAACCUUUUCUCGAUGGAUGUGUACCUGAUAAUGACUUCAAUGUCGAACUUUUUCAUACUGUUGAGUUAUCCGCUGAAUUUCUUCAUCUACUGUGGAAUGAGCAGACAAUUUCGCGAGACAUUCAAACGACUGUUCAAUGGCCGGUCUAUGCCAUUAAAGGAGGAAUGUUCGCAGUACAUGACCCUUCCAACUGAAAAUGGAAAAACCGUAUUCACAGGACCGGAAACUGCUUUAUAAUGGUAUUAUGUUAAGACGGUUGGACAAAUUGACACUAUCAAAGAACGUGGACAUGCGUUAAUAACAUGUCGAUGAUUCUUUAUAACUAGGUUGAAACGUGAACCCCAAAAAAAACAUUAUGUAUCUAGUUAAAUCUAUGUAACCAGAACACAACUACCAUUGAACAGUUGGCUAUUACUAUAAAGAAUACGUUUUUUAUGGGUUAAUUUUAUUUUACGAAAUAUUUUACGAAAUAUUCAUUGAUUUUGAUUAUUUAUGUGGCUAAAAUCCGAUGUGUUGGAAAACAGGCCCGCCUUUAAAUCCAAUGUUAAAAUUAAAUUUGUGCAUUUUCUUUGAAAUUGUAACUAUUUGCAGGUAAUCACUACUUCUCGUUUGUUGUCGUCUUGCCCUUAUAGAUGAACGUUUGUCUGAUUUAAGCGUUAGCUGAACAAAUUCUAAACAUAAUUUGAUAUACGCAAAAUUACGAAAUCGGUGUUUGCUGUUUCCACUCAAAACCAGAGGACUACAUAGCCGAUGUGUGUGGUUUUGAUCCCCGGCCCGGUCUCAUAUCUUGUGUAGGUAUUAUAAAGGAAAUCUUCUCAACGAUUGUUCUGAGUUGUGAGCUCGGGAAAAACCGCAUAUACCGGCAACCUCCGGGCAGAGAUUCAACUUAAACCAGCAUUGCUGGAUCAAAUCCUGCUUCGUAACCAACCACGUGAUGUCUAGCCACGUGGUACAAUUAUUUUACCGUUUCUAUUUUUUUAAUUUAUGUAUUUUUUGUAUAAUGAAUCUAAACGUACACACAAUUAAAAAAAUAGACACAUUUUCAUAAUUCAAUUCUUAAAGAAAAAAAUAAUCCUACCGAAACUGGUAGGAUUUUCUUUUGAUGGCAAAGAUUGUAUGUUAGAGCAUGGAACGACAACUCUGGAUAGAGCUUGCUAUUCCUGGUGAAGAGUGAGAUGUUUAAUUGACCUCAUUGAUUCUACUGGAAUACUGUUUACAACGGCGAAGGGAUCCAACUAAACACACGGAACAAAAGCUUUUCCCAAAUGAAUAGCGGUCAUUGUUGUCGAAAAGAUGAAAAUGGCUUCAUAUCGUACGGACUUAACGCGUUGAAUCUUACCGCAUUGAUACAGAAUACAGAAAGCGAUAGCGAGGGCAAAUGAAAAGGUCAAGUGAAUAUUCGACGAACAAUUGACUCAUUAACACGGAAUAAAGUUCACGGUAUAGCCUUACAUAUAUGUACCUUUUAUAUUAAUCACUUUUGCUUUUUUUCCUCGCAAGAUGGUGUGUAUGUUUUGAUGUGGGUAUACAUGGCGAUUUAUAAACGUUGCGAUGGUGGCAUUACACAAGACGAAAAUCGGAUUAAACCGAACUAAAAUUAUAUCGUUAAUAUAUAACGUACGCUUAGCCGGCAUAAUUGCGCAUCCUAAAUCAAAAUAUAUUAUGAAUGACGUUAUGUUGUUCACAUGGUGUUUGUGUGUGGGUGGGUGGUGUCUGUGUGAUCGAUGAACGAUGCUUUAGUGUUAUUUUGUUAUCAAUCAACUGUGUGCUUUAGGAGCUCAUACGUAUGUAUACACAUGUAUAAAACGAUUGUUGCUUUGUAAAUACAUGUAAUACCCGAUUUGCUUUGUGGUUUUCAACAAUUUUAAAUGUAUUUAAUAUAAGCAUAUAUACAUUUAUUUUUAUCGAUUAAUUAUCGUGUUUGUAUCAGAGUUACUCGUUUCAUUGAUGCAUACAUUAUUUGUUUAUUUAUCGCUUUUUUGCAAAGUCAGAGGAGAACAUAACGUGACAUCAAGCUGGCGACGUCCACCCGGAGACAGGUUAUUUUCGCCGUUGUAUGCUCUUUAUUAAUGUUAUUAGUAAAACAAAAUCGAUCACUUCCCAGCCAUAUUAGCAAGAUAGUGUUUGGCGUUAUUUCGUAUUGUUAUUCGCUUUACAUCUCGACUUGUCUCGCUACAAAAAUCUAAGCGGGAUCUCAAAAUUAUAGCUACCGCUUAGAAAAUUCGUAGCGAGUAAAGUCGAGAUAUUAAGCAAAUAUUAAAAUAUUAUAAUAAUAUAUAACAUAUAGACAAAUAUAAUUUUCGUAUUGAUAGAGCUGGAAUGUGAGUGGCAUUUCACAAUCAAACAAAAGUAAUAAAGGGAAAUAAUAGGUAUACAACGGAAAAAAAUGUUUCAGCACGGACGUCGCCAUCUUGAUCGUCACGUAAUUACCUACUCUGAAAGAUAAAAAACUGCUUAUCAAUGGACACACUUUAAGUAUCGUCUCUAACUAUUUUGUGCAUAUAGAUAGAUCUCAAAAUAAAACUGGCUAAAUAGAAUUACACCAGCUUAUUUAUGCGCGAGAAUUGUUUAAAACUUAACAUACAGUUUAACAUUGAACAUGUAUUACUAUUGACAACAUGUACUCAAUGGUUCAUGUUUAACCCAACAUAAAAACUCAUUUGUGUUGUUGUCAAAUUCCGUGAUUUAUUGUUAAAUAUAAACGAUGUCGUUUAAAGAUAUGCAUUUCAUUGGUUACUAUGUCAUUUGGACAAUAUCAUGUUUGUACAUGUAUCAUACUUGCGUGUUAAGUCAGCGAAUGCCAGUAAUAGUUACAAGAUGCUGUUUUUGUAUUAUAGUUUAUUAUCACAUCUCUUGUUAAAUAUGUGUAAAGUUUAUUCUUUGUUUUGGUCUAUGGUUUAUCUGUAUUCCUUAGACCUUUAUCUGA